GACGUUCCUUUCGACAGUCAGACGGAUUUGCAUUAUUUGGAUACAGACAGUGAAGCAGAGUGGGAAUACUCAUCAAUACCCAGAAUCCAAUAACAAACAUGAGAGGUGUUAUACUCUUUGCGAUUUUAGUAAUUGCACAUGCUCACAGCAGUAUUGCGGCCCUGGUCAUAAAGGGACCAGACAAGCCUGUUCUGGAGAACGAUGAAGUCACCCUGGAAUGUCUGCUUUCUGACUCGGAGCUCAACACCAGCCAAGUCCACUUUGAGAAGUUUUCCAAGUACAUGAAUAAGUGGUAUCGGCUGGAGGAGGAGCACAUGUACCGCCGAUGUAUCCCCAGUGUUAUCUUGAGGCGUGAGGCGAGCCAACUGCUUCUGUCCAUCCGCAGCAUCCACAGCUACUUCCACCAGGGACUCUACCGCUGUGUCGCAGACAACGCCACGGCAACCGACAACUCCUCCCAGCCCCUGGCUAUCACCAUCAACUACAUGCGUGAGCUGUCUGUGUACGAUGUGUCCUCCUCCAGACGGAAGUUCAUCAAGGAAAACCUGCUUGUGACACUAGGCGAAGACGUAGAGGUGGAGUGCUCCACCACAGCCUCUGAGGCACCACAAUACUUCUGGCAGAAAUAUGGAGAUGACUGGAUCGUGCCCUCCUCCAAGCUGAGGCUGAAGAAUGUGAGGAUGGAGGAUGGUGGAGACUACACCUGCAUGGCUGAGCAUCCCACCCUGUCCAGCCUGAAGAAGAGCAGCACCAUCUCCAUCACUGUGCUGACAGCCACCAACGGCCGUCUCAACCAAGCCUGGUACGACUCCACCAACCUGGUGUUGAUGACCUCCGUGGCGGGGGCGGUUCUCCUUUUGCUCAUCCUGUCUAUCACCUGCUUCCUGGUCCGCAGGGCCAAGCAGGCCAAGAGCACCAAGGGACCCAUUGAUGACCACUCUCAGAAGAAGCCCAUCUACACAGCCAGUGUGGAGUCUCUGGCCUCUACCAGUGGAGACAAACAACCACUGGUGUGACCGUGCCAAGAGAUGGAGAGGAGAAGUAGGGGAACAAAUGGAGAAAGAUGGUAAAGGGGGCAAGGGAGUGAGGAAUAGGAAGGAGGGAAGAUGUCGAGGUGGGAGGAGAGGUGCCUGGGUUAUGGAUGCAGAGUUGCAGUGAGCCAGGAUGCAGAGUAAAAUCGAAGCUAUUAUCAAAGGCUGGCUGCGUGUAAGAGAAGGGAGACAAAUGAUUGUUUUACUGGGGUGGUUUGCUUCCAGCGGGGUUGGCUGAAGUGUUCUUGAACAAAAGGUGUGCAAUUUUCUCUUUAUUGAUCUCGCAACCUGCAAAAUUGACAUUCACUUUCUUAUCUGAGGCAAGGCGAGGGGGAGGAGUCUUUUGUACUGUGUGAACCCUGAGCAGCUGCAGACCGGUUUCAGGAGGUUACCUUGAGAUAAACUGCUCACCACCACCACCACUUUUGCAGCCUUGGGCUCACAAAAAGGAAUGUCUCUUACGUUGCAAAUAUAAUGUGACUGCUGUAUCACAAAUGUGCCUUUUCCCCUCAAUACUUUUACGUGGCGUAGAAUAUUGGUGUGGAUUUUUUUUCUCAAGGAAAUGUAUCACCUUAUGUAGCAUACUCGUAGUGAUGCACUUCAAAGUAUACAGACAAGAUGUAGACUUGUAGAUUAUUUUCUAUCUCUAUAUUCCAAUGACAACUCAAGCACUUUCAAACAUUACCCUCAGAGCUAUCUAUUUGCUGUAUUUCCUGUACUUAUAAUAGUCAUGAUAUAAAGUUCCUUUGAGACAUUCUAAUAGUAAUUCCCCAGUGUCUUUUAUCAUUGAUUUAAAUGUAGGACAUAUCGAGAGCGAGAGGAGUAUUGACAAUGCUGUGAAAGCUGGAUGCUGGUACAAGCUUGAACACAUACAGUAAAUCCAAUGGCCUCUUGACCUCUUAUCCUCUCUGUAACCUCAGUUCCCUCCACUCCUGAUCCAUUCUGCAAGGCCUUCCUCUACUGCUGACCUUUACUGCACCUCACACACGCCAUCUAACCACGGAGAGAGAGCCUACGUACGAUAUGCCCAGUCAAUAACAGAAGACCGACAGACAACCUUGAGGCAUCUACCCAUUGUUUUAAGUGAGGCUAUGUAUGUGGUUACACAUGGUUCAUUCCCCACUGCAUCCUACAGCACCAUUAAUAACUCUCCCUCUCCCAGCCAGGCUACAACUUCAUUCUUUCAUUUUCUCCUCUGUUGCCUUUCGAACCUUAACGUAUUUGCUUCACCGCUUAUCACUAUAACGGCUCUUCUCAUAACUAUUUAUUUCAUUACACCUGGACUGUCUGUUGAUGUUUUACUAUGUGUGCCUGGUUGAAGGUAGGCUGCCGUUAAUAACAGGAAGGAGAUGCUGUGGUUUAAUGAUGACACUCUGUUAAAGGGUACCGUCCACGCGCUACAGAGCACAGCGAGGAUAAUGUUAUUAAACUGAUUAUUCAAGUCUUCACAGCAGCUCCUUCUCCAGCCACCGUCUGGCUUGUUACAGGCCAUUUGUGUGUCCUAGCUGCUAGGUGUAAAGGCUGAGGUCAAAACUGUGGAGCCAAAAGUCCAUAAAACAGUCAUGCUUCAUCAAAAUACCAUUUGGAAAUUUGAAGCGCUCUUCAUUUGAAAUGCCAGUGAACAGCGUUUUAUUUUGGCCUUUGAGGCAUUUAUGGGUAAAAAGCAUCCGCCUUCAUGGAUGUUGCUGGUUCAACAGGAUGGCCAAGGACUACUAGACGACAGUGAGGUCAGUCGCAUGAGGGCUUUCUGCCUCCAUGGUUGUGUUUGGAUAGCUCUGGCCCCUAGGCACUGACCUAGAAUCAGAUUUCCCUUCUAAUGUCACCAGGUAAAGUUGAGGGCUGCCCUUAGACACUGGCAUAUGGUCUGGCUUCUGACCUCAUGUCAGUAGCUAAAGGUCAUAGGAUUGGAGUAGGCUUACAAAAAGAUGACCAGCUACACUUUUACCUUACAUAUCAUAUUGGAAUAAUUGUUAGGAUUCAUUAUUAUUAUCCUGCACCAAGUAUUUAUCAUUGCUGAUUCUGUUUCCGAAGAAUAUCCAUUCACAAUAUAGUGAUAAGUAUACCCAUAACCACACACAUUGGUUAUUACAUUAAGUCUAUAGUUGGGUGACUAGCUGAUGCUACUUGACCUGCAGUCAAUGAUAAACUAUGCUGUGAACUGGAGUGCAACAUGUUUCAGCAAGACAGCAGUAUACCUGUCUACAGAAGCCUGUCUCAGUGGACAUCUCCAUUGGAAUGAGAAUGACUAGAGCAUGUAUAGUUCUCUUGAAUAAUAUAGCAACUAGGGCCCGCUCAAAGACAUUUUUAGAACAUGUGGUCUCUAUUCUGUUGAAUUGCUAUAGACUGUCACAUUCGUGCAUGUCACUUGGUUUUGUAUGUUUCCUUGUAUAUAAAAACAUGUAUGGACUGAAAUAAAAUAUAGGUUUUCUCUGGA
Molecule: messenger RNA, 3465 nt
Organism: Oncorhynchus tshawytscha (Chinook salmon)
Lineage: Eukaryota; Metazoa; Chordata; Actinopteri; Salmoniformes; Salmonidae
Product: fibroblast growth factor receptor 4
Exons: 7
Coding region: 99-1016 (305 amino acids)
Source: RefSeq, a predicted model, not a curated record